Molecule: messenger RNA, 678 nt
Organism: Aureobasidium pullulans EXF-150
Lineage: Eukaryota; Fungi; Ascomycota; Dothideomycetes; Dothideales; Saccotheciaceae
Exons: 4
Coding region: 1-678 (225 amino acids)
Source: RefSeq, a predicted model, not a curated record
AUGGCAAGUAAGAAUGAGACGGUUGGAAGUACAGAUGCACAAGUUCGUAUGGGAGAAGUGAGCGUGUACUCCCUGCUCCUCAUAUAUCAUCGAGCGAACCUUCGUGCGGUGACGACCGAGUGUGAAAACCAGAGUACAGAUGUCAGACGGAACAUUGUAUUCGGUCUCAUUUUACCGAGAGCAAGGAGGGGACAGCUUGGUUUUAGCAUUCAGGAUGCUGGAAUUGCCUCUUGUUUCUCCGGUCCACGGCUGGCUCAUGUGUUCUUGUGGUAUUGGUUCGAUGGUCCCGGUGUGAAGAAAGCAAGACGUGGAGCGGAACGCGAAGAAGAACAUCAGGGCUCUGACGGCUCAACUUUGAAAAGGAUUCCACGGUGCCGGCCGUGCCCUGGAGUCGAUGUUUCACUCUCGGAGGCGAGGGUAAGACUCGAGAUACAUAUCCUUUGGCUGAGUAUGGUUUCCUUCAUCACUCUAGCUCCAAGGAGCCGAAGCGGUGAUCGAGAGUCCUGGAAUAACGCAGGGCCUGUUCCUGGCUUCAGUGUUUUGUUAAACCAUGUCGACGCUGUGAUCGUUGGAGGCGCUGAUGACACGGGAUGGAAGGUCGCAAGCAGAUCUGUGAUCCUCCCUGAGAUGGUGACUGCUAUGGCCAUGCCAGAUAGAGGUGAUCUGAGAUCGGUUUAA